AUGGCUCCAGAACUAGGGCAUUACACGGACAAGGUAUUCUGUGAGGUUCCGGUGGUUGAAUACUUGUCAAAGGAAAGAGGGAGCCUCCGGUUCUGCGGCGGAUGCAAAGGCUUUCUCAUAGUCGAGAUGCUCCGCCUGUUGCUUACUGGAAGUGCUCUGCCAAGCAUGGCAACCGACAGCCAAACCCAAGAUUACUUGUGGUUUAGAUUAGGCCCUGGUCGUUUCCCAGGCCUCAAGCGCAUGCGCAGACUCUUUAGCAAGAUACUGUCGCAUGUCGAGACCGAGCUAACGCGCGGCUUGUGCCAUGCGCUUGGAGAACAGGAGAUCAGCACAGUCAUAUGGCUCGACCACAAAGAGACUUUGCAGCAACAUCUCGAAUCCCUUGAAACUACUAUGACAAAUGAUACCGACGCCUGGCUAUGGAUCAAGCGAUUUGGAACCGAGACAGAUAACGGCGGCGAACGAGAGCGACAGGAUGACACUCCACGCCAAGUGCUGGUACAUGAUUCGGAGCUUCUGGAGAAGCUAUUUUCAGCCCUCGAUGCUCUCCAGCUUGACCAUACGGCGGUGUUCCAGGCAUCUCUUACACUUGCUGAGGCUGAAACCAAACGCGGCCUCGCCAAGGCGCAUCAAGAUUUUGCUCGUUCCCUUGAUUCUUGGAGGAGAGCUGAAGAACAGCUGAGGACGGCGGACCUGAAGGUCAAAUCGGCCGAGGCAUUGCUUAGACAAGAGGAGGUUAUUUUUCAUGAGAACGUGAACACAUUAGUAGAGACAAGGCUGGAAGAAUGA
Messenger RNA from Clonostachys rhizophaga, 789 nucleotides. The record is from the annotation of a GenBank genome assembly. Lineage: Eukaryota; Fungi; Ascomycota; Sordariomycetes; Hypocreales; Bionectriaceae.